Verticillium alfalfae VaMs.102 is the source of this 1866-nucleotide messenger RNA. RefSeq names its product ankyrin. Gene Ontology annotation, cellular component: cytoplasm; nucleus. Bases 1 to 1866 code for a protein of 621 amino acids. The transcript is spliced from 4 exons. The record is from RefSeq and is a predicted model, not a curated record. Gene Ontology annotation, biological process: regulation of barbed-end actin filament capping. NCBI's taxonomy places the organism in Eukaryota, Fungi, Ascomycota, Sordariomycetes, Glomerellales, Plectosphaerellaceae. Gene Ontology annotation, molecular function: protein binding.
AUGAAUCGAGUAUUAGGCAUCUCCCAUCAUCUUUCGCAGAGGACCAGCUUCACUUUCGGAGACUACAUCGCUAUGGGCCCUCUCUCCAUUGCGGCGAGCGUCACUGGUGUCUUGGCAUUUGCCGCAUCUACAGCGCGCGGCUUGCACUCGCUGGUCAUGGAGAUACGGGAUGCGCGCGAGGAUAUCUCAGCUGUCGGACGCGAUGUGCAGUCUCUCGUAGCGGUCCUGGCGUCGGCGCAGGAGACGUGCACCAAGUACGAUAUUUGCCGCGAAGACAAAGCACUUGCCGUCGCGCUAGGAGACUACCUCGAUAUGUGCCAGGAAGCUAUGCAGGGAAUCCACAUCUUGCUCAAGCCGCUGGCAUCAACGGGCGGAGGAGGCAAAAGAAGUCCGCUGAGAUUCGCACUUGGUUGGACAGUGCGGAAGAGUGAGAUACGAGGUCUGAGAGCAAGACUAAACGAGGGCAAGGCAAGUUUGAAUCUAACAUUGUCGGCAUUGAACGGCCUGCUGGAAGGCAAAGGUCAAGACGACAUCAGGGCGGAUAUCAAGGACGCCUACGUCAAGAUCAUGAGUGAGUUCCGAAAUUUCGAAGCUGGGAAAAGAGUCAAACGGCGGAUCGAAAACGAUGUCGCAAGCGCUUCAACAGAGCGCGGCCGUCGAGCGUCACUGUCUGAGGUCACCGACCCCGAAUUCUCCAUGAGGCGCUUUCUCCAGCCAGUAACGGAUGACGGGCUCGUGGCACGCGGUAUCAAUGCCACGAUGGGCGAGAGCCACAAUACCGCAGAUACGGCAGCGCUUUUGAGUCCUUGGGCUAGUGAUCCCAACGCCAUACUCGAGGCAGUCAGAGCUCGGAAUCAGCACCUUAUCGAGACACUUCUCAAUCAAGGAUUAUCCCUAUCGACAAGAUCGGUACAGGGUUAUACGGUCUUGCAUUAUUGCGCUAUCGCCGACGACGCAGAGACUGCAAACUUGCUGAUUGAGCAUGGAGCCGAUAUCAACGCUAAGGACUACGAGCUGCGAAGUCCUUUUCGCCUGGCCUUAGCUUCAGAAGCUUUGAGCGUGGCGCGUCUUUUGUCUGAGAAGGGAUGCAUCAUCGGAGACUCAUCCACCGCGCUGCUGCGGCUUACAGGACGUUCUGAAGAGGUCCCCGGUGUUCGUCCGCUUCUACAGUCCCUGGCGAAGCGACUCAUUGAAACUGGUCAAGGCCCUUUCUUACUACACCAGGCCAUUUCCGACGUCGACAAAUCUUCGAUGAAAAUACUUCUCGACGAGGGGUUCAGCAUCAGCAAGCCUGAUCAUCGCGAAAGAGGUGCUGAUGUGAACCAAAGAAUCACAAGGCACGUGAUCGAUGAAGCCGGAUUGCCCGAGACUUGGCCAGACACGGAUGUCUCCGACAAUCUGUACGGAGCUACUGCAGUAUUUCUUGCUGCGCGAUACAAAAGAGACCCAGCAAUGACAAGGUUUCUCAUUGAUCUUGGAGCCGAUCCCGAUGCCCCAAUGUGGGAUGGCAUGGGUAUAUGCGCAAGAGAUUUUACCGCACAAGCAAAGGUCAUGGUCGAGGGCGGUUCGGACAUCAACCGCCCAACACAUGGCGGGCGUGGGGUUUUGUAUUGGACCACGAUUUGCGAAAACAAUGAUCUGAUGAAGACCCUCAUCGUCCACGGAGGGGAUGUCAACUCGUCACAUCCGGAUGAAGGAACAUUGCUCAUGAUUGCAGCGGCCAGGGGAAAUCUAGAAAUGACGAGAAUGCUGGUAGAAGCAGGCGCGGACGUGUUCAAGCUGGAUAAGGACGGCAAAACUGCCUUGCAGAUUGCGUCUUCUCAUGGAAAACAGGAUGUUGUAAAUGCACUUCAGGCGGUCAUGUAG